This is a messenger RNA of Papaver somniferum (opium poppy), 1161 nucleotides long. RefSeq names its product zinc finger BED domain-containing protein RICESLEEPER 2-like. Gene Ontology annotation, molecular function: DNA binding. The transcript has a single exon. Lineage: Eukaryota; Viridiplantae; Streptophyta; Magnoliopsida; Ranunculales; Papaveraceae. Bases 1 to 1161 code for a protein of 386 amino acids. The record is from RefSeq and is a predicted model, not a curated record.
AUGAAAAGUCAAACAGGAAGUAGUGUUGGUGGUCAUUGUGUUCCUGUAAAGAAGACUAAAGUUACCGUUUCGAAAUCCCCGUGUAUGCCGCCUCCUAAAGCUGCCGUUUCGAAGGCUGGAAAGAAGAGUAAAGUUGUAAAAUCAGCAGAGCCGAAAGAAGUAGAAACUGUAGCCAGUGAGUCAAGUGAUUCUGGUGAUUCUGAUCAUAUAGAAGCGGCAACAACAGAUGUGGUUCCGUCACCUACACGUAAACGCAAAAGAACCUCAAAGUAUUGGGCUGAAUUUCAAGAGGUAUUGAUAAAAGGGAAAACACACGGAGAAUGCAAGCACUGCAAGAGGAAUAUUGGUGCGGAGAGCAAAAAUGGGACAAGCAGUUUGAGGAAACAUCUAAAUAGUUGUAUGGCGUACAAAGGAGCACAACAGCAAAUUAACCAAAUGUUCUUGAAAGCUAGUGAAACACAAGAUGGGUCAGUAGCUGCUUACAACUUUAAGUUUAACCAAGAAGUAACUCGUGAUUGUAUUGCAAGAAUGAUUAUCUUGCAUGAAAUCCCUUUCUCAUUUGUAGAGUACAUUGGUUUUAGAAGGGUGAUGACUUCAUUACAACCCAAUAUUAAACUUGUGAAGCGGAAUACUACGAAGUCAGACUGCAUAAAGAUUUAUCAAAUGGAAAAGAAGCAUUUGUACGAGAUUUUUAGUAAGGUACAGAGUCGCAUAAGCCUUACUACUGAUAUGUGGACUUGUACCACUCAGAAUAGAGGUUAUAUGGCUUUGACAUCUCACUAUGUUGAUGAAGAAUGGAAGAUUCAUAAGAGAAUUUUAUCUUUUAAAGUUGUGGAUGGGCAACAUACUGGAGUUAACAUUGAAAAGGUACUGAUGGAACAGUUGUACAAGUGGAAUAUAGAUAGGAAGAUAGCUUCAAUUACGCUGGAUAAUGCUUCAACUAACAAAGUCGUGGUAAGUGAACUUCUUGCUCAGCUAAAACCAGAUAAUGGAUUACUUUUGGAUGGGAAAUUAUUCCAUGUUCGAUGUUCUGCUCAUGUAGUUGCCAUUAUUGUUGAUCAUGGGAUGCUGCAAAUUAAAGAAGAAAUACAGAAUUUUAGAAAUUCAGUGAAAUUUAUUAGAGGUUCACCACAAAGACAACAAAAAUUUAAAGAAGUUUGA